AGCACGUGAUUAUGUGGAAGAAAAAUGUACUUCCGGGUUAACAGCUCCGCUUGCCGCACGUGGGUACAUGAUCGCUGCUGCGUGUUUCUGCCAGGAAGCCAGGCAGUGACUGCUGUGUAUGUGAUCUGUGCCGCAGCUGACCUAUACCAUAAUGGAACCUGCAGAAGAGAGUUUCCCCCGAGGAGGCUCACAAAGGAAACCAGAGGGAACUGCCCCUAAGAAGAGGCCCCGAGAAGAUGACAACCUCUUUUCUACGUGCCAUGAAGAGGUGGAAGAAAAGCAGAAAAAGAAAAAGGAUGCAAGUGGGAAACCUAAGACUUCAAAACCUGAAAAGAGCCUUGUACAAAAAGACAAAGAAAAAGGCAUAGAGUUACUGAAUUUUAAGAGCCUUAAGGUCGACAUGUUGUUUCUGGGUUGUGUGAAAGAAGCUAAAGAUUUUGAGUUGGCUGUUCACUUGCCUUAUGGGCUCACAGGCUAUGUCAAAGCAAUAAAUGUUUGUGAGGCCUACACCAAACUGCUGAAUGAGCAGGUAGAAAAGGAUGAACCCCUGGAGGCUCUGUCUCCGCUCUCCAACCUAUACUCACCAGGGAUGCUGGUUAGAUGUGCAGUUAGUAGCCUGGAGACAACAUCUCGUGGGAACCAAAGCAUCAAAUUAACUCUGAAUCCCAAAAAGGUCAACGCAGAUUUGACUCCAUCAUCUUUGCACAAAGGCAUGUUUCUCAGUGGCUGUGUGUCCAGUAUCGAAGACCAUGGAUAUCUCAUUGACCUGGGAAUUGGUGGGACUAAAGCAUUUUUACCUAAUAAAAAGGCUCAAGUGUAUCUAAAUCAGACAAGUAAAGCUGUCUCUUUGCGGGUUGGACAAUAUGUAAACUGUGUGAUCGAUGAAGUAAAGAACGAUGGACGAAUUGUUCGCCUAUCCAUCACACAGUCUGAUGUGACAGCAGCCAUCGCCACAGAGGAGCAGAAGUGGACCCUGAAUAAUAUUCUGCCGGGUCUGGUGGUUAAAGCUCAGAUUAAAAAGGUCUUCUCUGACCGUGUCACCUUAUCCUUCUUGUCAUCUUACACUGGGGUUGUGGAUUUCUUGCACCUGGAGCCCAAGAAAGAGUACAAUGCUGAUCAGCAAGUGAAAGCUUGUAUCUUGUGGAUUGACCGAUCUUCCAAGAUCAUUAGAAUGACCCUUCGCAAGUGCUUCUUACAGCCUGGGAACUCCUUGAAGCAGCUGAGCAGUGACUGGAUCGGCACUGUACAGAAUAGCUGCACAUUGAAAGCGUUUCAUAAGAAUGCGGGUGCCGUCUUUCUGAUUGAUGGAGAAACAUUUGGAUUUGCACUUAAAAAAAAACUUUCCAAGUCAAAAAAUCAGGAAAAGUACAAAGAAGAAACCGUCCAUAAGGCCAGGGUUGUAGGGUUUAGCCCCAUGGAUGAGAUACUCCUGCUGUCUUUAGAAGGGGAUGAUAUCCAUGGUCAGUAUUUGAGACUUGAAGAUGUGCAGGUUGGACAAAUUCUGGAGGGUACUGUGAAUAGUUUGAUUCCUUUAGGAAUGGUUGUGGAUAUCACGAAGCACCUUACUGGUCUUGUGCCCACGCUUCACCUAGCAGAUGUCACCCUCAAGCACCCGGAGAAGAAAUACACUGGCGGGAGCAAGAUCAAGUGCAGGGUCCUGGAUGUGGAUCCAUCAGCCAGGAAAUUGAUCUUGACCAGGAAGAAAAUGAUGAUAGAUUCAAACCUGCCCAUCCUUACCACCUACCAUGAUGCCACGCCCGGCCUGGUCACUCAUGGCUUUAUUUGGUCUGUGAAUGAUACCGGAUGUGUCGUCAAGUUUUAUAACCAUGUUAAAGGACUGGCACCGAUCCGGGAGUUAAGCACGGAGUAUAUUACAUCACCGCAAGACAUUUUCUUUAAGGGACAGGUGGUUAAAGUAAGAGUGUUACAAUGUAAUCCAGAGAAAGAGACUUUGCUGCUGUCCUUCAAGAUAAUAGAAGAUGAGGACGGUGUAAAGAAAACCAGGCCUGUUAAACAGGACACAAAAACAUACGAAUAUGGAAAGAUUGUGGAUGUGAACAUUGUAAGCAAGGAGGAUGACGGGCUGCAUGUGGUGGUUCUGCCAGAGGAAAGUCCUGUGUUUCUUCCUAAGGCCCAUCUUUCUGAUCACAUUGCCAAUUGCGAGCUCUUGUGGCACUGUCUGAAGGAGGGAGAUCAGCUUACUGGAUUGAUGACUCUGGGCACCUUUAAAGGCAGAACUAUAGUAACCAACAAAGCUGCCCUCAUCUCAUUCACGAACAAUAAUCCGGUCGUAGAGGACAUUACGGAAGUACAUAUUGGGAUGGUGUUUACUGGGUUUGUGAAAAAUAUAAUGCCUUAUGGAAUCUUUGUGGAGCUCCCAUAUAGACUUGUUGGUCUGGCCCCUAUAUCUCAAAUCAGUGACAAAUUUGUGACUAACAUCAAUGACCAUUUUGUGGAGGGGCAGACUGUGGUUGCCAAGGUCACAAACUUAGAUGAGAAUAAGAAGCGUUUCCUGCUGACCCUGAAGAUGUCUGAAUGUGCCCCUGAGGACCCCUCAGCUGAGAGCUUUGCCCGUCUGGAGCAGUAUUUCAGGGAAGUUCAGCUCUCGAGGAGUCUUCUCAGCAGAGAUGGGGAUGGAGAGAAUAUUUACUCGUUGGUCCCAGGGAAGAAAUUAACCCUCAUAGUUGAGGAGGUGGAAGAAGGUUCAGUUCUGUUCAGUGUGGGCAAGAUCUCUGGAGCUCAGAAAGUAUCUGCAGAAUGGCAUCAGGAUAGCGCAAACAGUUUGGUCGUUGGGCAAAAAGCAAAGGUUGUGGUUCUCCAUGUUGAUCUUCUGAAUUCCCACGUUCAUGUCUCUGUAGAUUCAACUCUUUUGAGAAAACCAGUUGAGACAGUUAUUGAGGGUACAACACGUUCUGCUGUGGUGCAACAUGUGGCAGAAGAAUUUGCAGUCGUGUCUUUGGAUGAUACUGCACAUCUUGCAGCUAUUCCUCUCUCGAGUCACUAUAAUGACACCUACCAGUUUGAAUCAGAAAAGUUACACGCAAGGCAGAAAACCUUGGUAACAAUAAAGAGUACGAGUGUGGAUGAAUAUGGCCUCCUCCUUGCAGUGCGAAAUACCACUGGUGCAGAGAGACAACGCAGUAUUGCAACUGUGGACUUUGUGAAGAAGAAGCCAAUGAUUGGGGAAGUGGUCACAGGGACUGUGCAAAGCGUGAAGGCCACUAAUGUAAUGGUGUCUAUUACUGAUAAACUAGUGGGAGCUAUCCAUUCCUCCCAAAUAUUGGAAGAAGUGCCAGAAGGAGUCAUCCCUACAUCCAAACUGAGGCCUAAGCAGAGCGUAACCUGUCGAGUAAUAGGAGGGCGAGACGUCAAGACACAUAAAUUCCUGCCAAUUACUCAUCCUCAUUUGAUGAAAUCCAUUCUGGAGCUCAGUAUUCUCCCCAGUCUGAUGGACACCAGUGAAUGGGUUCCAAAACCCCAGUAUGCAAAGAUGUACAUGCCUGGGACGAAAGUGACCUGCUAUGUGGUCAAGUACAAUAAACUGAAGCAGUGUCUUGAGGUGGAGGUCACCUCUGCGAUCUCUGGGCGAAUUGAACGCCUUGCUCUUUCUAAGGUUGCCAAGGUGUUGAAAUGUCCACAAAAGCAUUUCAAGCAAGGGCAGGCAUUGUCUGCUACAGUGCUCGGAACAGGUCUUGCCCCCAGAUCACUCUCCCUGACACUGAUAGAGGACACUGUAAAAGAAGGUUGUGUGACCUAUGGCUUUGUGAAGACCAUAAAUCCAACCUCUGGCCUGGAAAUAUCAUUGCCCUUCGGGAACACUGGAAAAGCCAGCCUCUUCCAUUUGGGUGACUGUUAUGCCGACAGUCCUGUAACAAACUUUAGUGUUGGGAUGCUUGUGAGAUGCUACAUUCUCUCGGUUGAGGAGACCAUUAAACUGUCCCUUAGGAAAUCAUGGGUAAAUCCUGAGACUGGAGAUGAGGUGGCUGAUAAGGAAAUCUCUUCCAUUGACAGCCUAGAGGAAGGACAGCUGGUUUCCGGUUUUGUUAUUUCAAUUACAGGGAAAGGGAUCUUUUUCCGGUUAUCAGAGUCCAUUGUUGGCCUUGCAAGGUUCAAACAUGUUAGUAAUUACUAUAUUAAAGAUCCUAAAACAUAUUCCUCAUAUAUCCCUGACGGAAGCCUGCAUACUGCCAAAGUCCUUUCCAUUGACAAAGAAGAGCAACACGUGGACCUUUCGCUUCUCUCCAAGGAUACAGGGAAAUCAGAUCUUGUUCCAGAGUCUCCAGGUUUCAUUCCAAGGAAGGAGGACGGUGUAAAGAGGAAAAGAACAGAUUCUGAAAGUGAAGCCAAGAUCGCUAAAAAUAAGAAGAGACAGAAAAAAGUUGUCGAUGAUGAUGAGGACAGCGGUGUUGAGGUUAAUUGUAGUGGAAAGAAAAAUAAGACUCCUGCCCCACGGCUCCAGGUCUCUGCUGGCUUUUCCUGGGAUGUCAAUUUGAAUAAUCUUAAGACAUCCAUAGCUGGUGGAAAGGAGAGCAGUUCAGACAGUGAAGAUGAGGACGAGCAAACCAAGAGCAUAAAAACCAAAAAAGAUACCACAAAAAAGAUACACCAGAAACCACAAACAAGUAAGGAAGCUACCAAUCCAAAUCAGAAGCCACAAUCGGUGCAGGAGUUUGAGCGCCUUGUCAUAAGCUCUCCAAACAUUGCUGCCAACUGGGUUCAGUAUAUGGAUUUGCACCUCCAGGCCUCUGAGCUUGAGCAAGCACGAGCUGUGGCAGAGAGAGCCCUGCAGACCAUUUACUUCAGAGAGGAGCAAGAGAAGCUGACUAUAUGGGUGGCUAUGCUGAACAUGGAGAAUACCUUUGGAACAGAGGAGACCCUUCAGAAGGUUUUUGAACGAGCCAUUCAGUACAAUGAUCCUUUGAAAGCCUUCCAGAAUUUAGUUGACAUUUAUAUCAAGUCAGAGAAGUUUAAGGAGGCGGAAGAAUUGUUUAACACCAUGGUGAAGCGUUUCCGGCAGGAGAAGUCUGUAUGGUGGAAAUAUGCUACAUUCCUUCUGAAACAAGGCCAGUCUGAAGCCACACACAAAUUAUUGGAGCGAGCACUGAAGUGUGUUCCAGAAAAAGAACAUAUGGAUCUCAUUUCCAAGUUUGCUCAGCUGGAGUUCCGUAUGGGAGAUGCUGUACGCGCCAAGGCCUUAUUUGAAAGCACAUUGAGCAGCUACCCUAAACGCACAGACCUCUGGUCGGUGUACAUCGAUAUGAUGAUGAAACAUGCAAGUCAGAAAGAAGUCCGGGAUAUCUUUGAGCGAGUCAUCCAUCUAAGUUUGGCACCGAAAAAAAUAAAGUUCUUUUUCAAGCGCUAUCUGGAGUAUGAGAAGAAACAUGGCAACGAGAAGACAGUUCAGACUGUGAAGGAGAAGGCCCUAAAUUAUGUGGAAUCUAAAGGGUCUGUGGCCACAACAUAAAGCCUGCACCUCUAUGGGACUUGUAUUGGUGACUUUCUGCAGAUGUGGGAAAACUCCACACCCUGAAGACUUGUUUUUGUGGUUGUGUAGAUCACAUUGUUCCACUUCGAAUUGACUUUCCUUGGGGAUUUUUAAUAAGAUUCAGAUGUUCUACAGUGAGAGCUUUGGAGAAAAACAGACUUUACAUUGUAGUCUUUCUAUCAUCAAUCCGACUGUUUUUUAUUUUAUACAGAAGCAUUUUGUGCACCAUUGAAGGCAUUUGGUAAUCAGCUGAAAUAAAUGCCGCUCUUUAAAGAGAAUCUGACAUCAGAAAAUGACCUUGUGUUUAUCAAACAAAUCUCAUAUGAACCUAAUGUUUAAAGGGGUACUCCACUGGAAAACAUUUUUCUUUUAAAUCAACUGGUGUCAGAAAGUUAAACAGAUUUGUAAAUUACUUCUAUUAAAAAAAAAUCUUAAUCCUUCCAGUACUUAUCAGCUGCUGAAUGCUCCAGAGGAAGUUCUUUUCUUUUUGAAUUUCCUUUCUGGCUAACCACAGUGCUCUCUGCUGACAACUCUGUCCAUUUCAGGAACUGUCCAGAGCAGGAAAGGUUUUCUAUGUGGAAAUUCUCCUACUCUGGACAGUUCCUACUGGACUAUAGAUUCCUGUUGUCCAUGUGGAUGCUGCAAAGCAGAUCUCAAAAUGCUGUUAAAUUUGCACGGUUUCCUAACAUUUUUGUAAAUCAUCAUUAUUCAUAAACUUCAUCUAUUACCUGUGUGACAACUGAGCAAGCCUACCUGUCACUUCAGACACCCACCUGUUUGCCUUUUGGAGACGCACCUCCAUCCCUGCACCCUUGACCCUCAGAGCUGGCAUGCUACAGUAAGACACUGUCUGACAAAGGGACCAGAUAUUUUCUUCCAUUCCUUCUAUGCUUAUACUCUUCCUCACCCCUCCUUUUUCUUUUUUCACUUUUUUUUUUCUUCUCUGGCCUCCUACUGUUAUAAAUCUU
Hyla sarda is the source of this 6453-nucleotide messenger RNA. RefSeq names its product programmed cell death 11 (gene PDCD11). Gene Ontology annotation, biological process: rRNA processing. The transcript has 36 exons. Gene Ontology annotation, molecular function: RNA binding; protein binding. The record is from RefSeq and is a predicted model, not a curated record. Bases 152 to 5464 code for a protein of 1770 amino acids. Gene Ontology annotation, cellular component: small-subunit processome; nucleus; nucleolus. NCBI's taxonomy places the organism in Eukaryota, Metazoa, Chordata, Amphibia, Anura, Hylidae.